GCUGCGCAUCACGGCCAAGGGCAAGGUCGCCUUCAUUAAGCUGGAGGACAAGACCUCGGGAGAGCUUUUUGCCCAGGCGCCGGUGGAGCAGUUCCCUGGCAUCGCUGUGGAGGGCGUGACAGACUCCAGCAGAUAUUUCGUCAUCCGGAUCGAGGACGGGAACGGCCGACGAGCUUUCAUCGGAGUCGGCUUUGUCGACCGAGGGGAUGCUUUUGACUUCAAUGUAGCUCUCCAAGACCAUUUUAAAUGGGUGAGGCAGCAGAGCGAGCUGGCCAAACAGGCGGAGAACCCCGAUCAGGGACCCAAACUGGAUCUGGGCUUCAAGGAGGGGCAAACCAUCAAACUCAACAUUGCGAACAUGAAGAAAAAAGAAGGAGCGACGGGGAACACCAGACCGCGUCCCGUGGGGCCUGGGGGCUUGAGCUUGCUCCCACCGCCUCCCGGAGGAAAAUCUUCCGCUCCGGUUUGUCCUUCCGGAGAGCGUUCGCCUUCGCUCUCCAUGCCUGCCCAGCUCCCGGGCACCCCCAUCACAGAUGCCCUCUUGUCCUGGCCGCAGCCCGCUGCCGCUCCUUCUGCCGCCGCCGAUGCCUGGGGAGACUUUGCCAAAGCUUCGGGGUGA
Messenger RNA from Pelecanus crispus (Dalmatian pelican), 619 nucleotides. Lineage: Eukaryota; Metazoa; Chordata; Aves; Pelecaniformes; Pelecanidae. The record is from RefSeq and is a predicted model, not a curated record.